This is a messenger RNA of Arabis nemorensis, 666 nucleotides long. Lineage: Eukaryota; Viridiplantae; Streptophyta; Magnoliopsida; Brassicales; Brassicaceae. The record is from the annotation of a GenBank genome assembly.
AUGAUUGUAAUGGUGGGAGUAGUCCACAAUCUAAAACGUCGGAGUGUGCUUAGGUCUGUGCAUAAUUUGGAGCAUGAUAGUGCCAAUGAGCAGGAUGAGUGUACGGUCAAGGAUCUAGGUGAGGACACUAACAACAUGGAAUGCCCAUUAUCUGAUGUCCAUGCACCUGAAGGUCUAUCUAGUUUGGUAGAGUGUACAAGAAAAGUUGUACCGGCCACCCCUGUUGAUAAGGAGGACGUUAUAGUAAGUAAUGGACAUGUUGGCGAUGGUGAUGAGGCACUGAUUGAAAGCGGCAAAGAUGGUGGAGGUGUUGUAGAUGAAGUGUAUGGUGACGAAGAAUUGGAGAGCUCAGACUCCGAGAAGGGUGUUGCCGUGGACGGAGGUGAGGCACCUAAUGGCCAGCCGUGUGCAGUCCGUAGAGAUGGCAAGAAUCGUAACCCGACGGCAAAGGCUAAAUCUCUUGUGAAGCCCAAGUACCUGACUUUCUUGCUAUCUUCUGGAUUUAAAGUUGAUAAGAUUUUUUUCUCUCAACUCAUCAAAAAACACGAGUUUGUUUCUAGCAUUGCAACAUGCACAGUUAGCCGCUACACGGUGUGGAGGCCAAAACCAACACAACUAGAUUUGUUAGGGUUUCGUGAAGAGGUAGAGAUUUCUAGGGUUAGCUAA